UUUUUUUUUUUUUUUUUUUUGAAGUUUAUUUAUUUUUGAGAGAGACAGAGACAGCAUGAGCACAGCAUGAGCAAGGGGCAGGGGAGGGGCAGAAAGAGAGAGAGAGAACCAAACAUUCUCUGCAUUAGCAGCACAGAGCCCAACGCAGGCUGGAACUCACUGAACUGUGAGAUCAUGAUCAGAGUCAAACCAAGAGUGGGACGCCCAACUGAGAGUGGGGUGCCCUGGUAGUAGCUACUUAGCUGUGGCUGGAGACAAUGGAUACUGGUGGAUAGCUGGCUGCGUACCACUGUGGCGUCGUGCCUAGAGAUGGGUUUGGAGUUGGAGCUCGAUAUGAAUCUUGGUUCUACAGCUAAUCAUUUCUGUGGCUUUGUAUAAGUUACUUAUCUCUGAGAUUCCUUCCUCCUUUUUGAAGCUUCAGGAGUACAGGGACCUUUCCACUCUAUGCCUAAUUCUAGGUACAGAGCAGUGAGCAAGACACACAAAAUUCCUAUCCUCACAGGGUUUACGCGUCAGCUGGAGUUUCUAUGUUUCUGGACAUCCGGGUUAAACUACACUCAAAUACUCCAAUUUCCUAUCUGGUGGAAGUCCAAAGCCCACCCAAGAGUCCCACAAGUUUCUGGAAGGGUAGCAAUGGUAGGAUCUCAACUGCUUUCCUGACUCCUGUCGCUACACCUGCUGCCUUUACAUUUACCACGUCGUCAUGGAUGCUAAAUCCAACCGUUUCUGUUUCCAGCAAAACAACUCCUCCAGACCAAGCACUUGUGAGUAGUGGUGACUUUCCUGAAGACCCUGUGAAGGGUCAUAACGCCCGCUGCAGAGCGGGUAUCUCUGUAUCCAUACCAGCCAUUUUCGCUUUCAAAAUCCUUUUUUGGCUAGUCAGUCACCUUGGGUUCUUGUCUGGAUUUUUUCCCCAUUCGGUGACCAGAAUCCCAAUUCAUGGACGCCUCUCUCCCACCAUCUGGCACAGCAGUUCAGCUGUCUUUAGUUCGCACUUCCUAAUCUUAAACAAGAUGCUCAGCAGAUCAGAAGACCUUCUUUGCAAUGAUAAAAUAAUAUAGUUUUAGCAGGAAGUUGUGACUCCUGAAUGCAAAAAAAAAAAAAAAAAAAAUCCGUAACCUAUUUAAGUUCCCGAGGAUAAAGCCAGCAAAAUGCUUUCCGGGCAGGGCCCAUGUCUCCGGGGCCCAGUGUUCUUGGAAGAUAAUUUCUGGAUUCACAAAACCGGGAUCAGCGAGCAGCAGUAUCGGAGUUCACAAUGACGCCACGGCGUAGAAAACGAUAACGCCCCACGUCCUGUAUUUCUCCAGGAUUCGGCUGUGCUUGUUUUAAGAUUAGCCAGCUGGUGUCACAGGUGGCCGCAAGCUCAGGUCCCGACCGCGCCGAAAACCUCUACGUUUUCCUGAAGUUCGUUAAUAAAGAGGGGUGGGAAAUGGGCAACACAGAGAGGGGAGGGGUAGAUGCAACAAGCGAGUUACCGCUGCACUCCACCACUCGUUCUCGGCCUCCUCGGAAAGCGACUUUUAAGGGAGCGUCCCUCCAAGCGCGGCGGCCGGCGGCUGCAGGUGCAGCGGAGGCCCCGCGGCCCAGCCCUCCGAAAUCCGGGGCGCGCGACUUCACUGAGGACCGCGUGAAUCGCUUCCAACGGCUUCCGGCUUUUGCGACCGGAAAGCUUUACCUACCUUUCCCGACGAGCAGCCGCAAGGCGCGGAAGCGACGGCGGCCUCCCAGCGCGGCGCGUGCGCGCACCCGCGCGUUAACGUCCACGGCGCGCGCGCGGCCCGCGCCGACGUCGGGUCCCGUCGCCAUAGCGACUGGCCCUGGCAACCGCGAAGCCGAGCGGGCCGGCGGCGGGCGGUGUGAGCCGAGCUGCGCCGGUCGGGUGGCGGCCCCCGGACCCCGCGUGUCCCCGCGUCUUGACCGCCGCCAUGGCGGGAGGGGCCCGGGACGUUCGGAAGGCCUUCCUCCUCACCACCACGCAGAACUACUUCGGCCUCCUGCCGGAGCCCUGCGACCAGCCGCGGGCGGACGGCUGCCCAGAGGUCAACAACUUUCUGGACGACGGCAACCAGAUGCUCCUCAGGGUGCAGCGCUCGGACGCCGGCGUCACCUUCUCCAACUCGAAUCACCUAUAAAUUCUCUCUAUCAAGCCGUGCGGCAAGUAUUUGCACCAAUGUUGUUAAAGGAUCAGGAAUGGAGCAGAGACCUUGAUCCCAAACUUCAGAAUCUUUUGAGUGAACUAGAAGCUGGGUUGGGCGUAGUUCUACGAAGAUCAGACACUAACUUAUCAAAAUUGAAAUUUAAGGAAGAUGACACACGAGGUAUUCUUACACCAAGUGAUGAGUUCCAGUUCUGGGUGGAAGAAGCUCAUCGUGGAAGUAAGCAGAUUAGCAGAGAGAGAGCCGGCUAUUUUAAGGAGCUGUUUGAAACCAUCGCAAGAGAGUUCUAUAACUUGGACAGUCUAUCCUUACUGGAAGUGGUUGACUUGGUGGAGACCACCCGGGAUGUUGUAGAUGAUGUGUGGAGACAAACAGAGCAUGAUCACUUUCCUGAGUCACGGAUGUUACAUCUCUUAGAUGUCAUAGGUACUGGUGGUUCAUUUGGAAGAUUUGUUCAGAAGAAGUUGGGAACUUUGAAUCUGUGGGAAGAUCCUUACUAUCUUGUGAAAGACCACCUCAGAGCGGGUGUGUCCAUUUGUGAACAGUGGGUGAUCACCUGUAACCACCUCACGGGUCAGGUGUGGCAGCGCUAUGUUCCUCAUCCGUGGAAAAGUGAGAAAUACUUCCCUGAAACACUCGACAGACUGGGCAAGCGCCUGGAAGAGGUCUUGGCAGUUAGAACAGUUCAUGAGAAGCUUCUUUAUUUUUUACCUGCCAGUGAAGAGAAAAUGAUAUGCCUGACUCGAGUAUUUGAACCCUUUACCGGCCUGAAUCCUGUGCAUUAUAAUCCAUAUACUGAGCCUUUAUGGAAAGCUGCAGUGUCUCAGUAUGAAAAAAUUAUUGCACCUGCGGAACAGAAAAUAGCAGGAAAAUUGAAAAUUUAUAUUUCAGAAAUUCAGGACAGCCCACAGCAGCUUCUUCAAGCGUUUCUGAAAUACAAAGAGCUGGUGAAGCGUCCAACUAUAAGUAAAGAAUUGAUGUUAGAAAGAGAAACUUUACUGGCAAGACUUGUGGACUCAAUAAAAGAUUUUCGAUUAGACUUUGAGAAUCGAUGCCGAGGAGUUCCUGGUGAGGCGUCUGGACCACUUGCUGGCAGAAACCUGUCGGAAGUUGUUAAUAAUAUAGUUUGGGUUCGCCAGUUGGAACUGAAGGUGGAUGAUACUCUCAAGAUUGCAGAGGCUCUUUUAUCUGACUUGUCAGGAUUUCGAUCUUUCCAUCGAGCUGCCGAAGAUCUGUUAGACCAGUUUAAACUGUAUGAACAAGAACAAUUUGAUGAUUGGUCCAGGGACAUUCAGUCCGGUUUGUCUGAUUCCAGAUCCGGCUUGUGCAUCGAGGCUAAUAGUCGAAUUAUGGAAUUGGAUCCUAAUGAUGGAUCAUUAAAGGUGCAUUAUUCAGAUCGGUUGGUGAUUCUCCUGAGAGAAGUUCGUCAACUUUCUGCUCUUGGCUUUGUUAUUCCUGCCAAAAUACAGCAAGUUGCAAACAUUGCACAGAAAUUCUGCAAGCAAGCAAUUAUUCUUAAACAAGUGGCACAUUUUUACAAUUCCAUCGAUCAACAAAUGAUUCAAAGUCAGAGGCCAAUGAUGUUACAAUCCGCAUUAGCAUUUGAACAGAUAAUUAAGAAUUCAAAAGCAGGAAGUGGGGGAAAGUCACAGAUUACUUGGGAUAAUCCUAAAGAAUUAGAAGCCUACAUCCAAAAGCUCCAAAAUGCUGCCCAACGACUUGCCACUGAAAAUAGAAAACUGAGAAAAUGGCACACUACAUUUUGUGAAAAGGUCGUCUUUCUCAUGAACAUUGAUCUGCUUCGGCAGCAGCAGCGUUGGAAAGAUGGAUUACAAGAACUGAGAACUGGCUUAGCAAGCGUAGAGGCCCAGGGGUUCCAGGCCGGUGACAUGCGUGCAUGGAAGCAGCACUGGAAUCACCAGCUGUACAAAGCCCUCGAACACCAGUAUCAGAUGGGCCUGGAGGCACUUAAUGAGAACCUGCCAGAAAUAAGCAUAGACCUAGUGUACAAACAGGGACGGUUACAAUUCAGGCCUCCUCUUGAAGAAAUCCGGGCUAAAUAUUACAGAGAAAUGAAGAGGUUCAUCGGCAUUCCUAAUCUGUUUAGGGGAGUGGGUGAGGCCGGAGAUGAGUCUAUUUUUUCUGUUAUGAUUGAUAGAAAUGCAAGUGGAUUUUUGACUAUUUUCAGCAAAGCAGAAGAUCUGUUUAGGAGAUUAUCAGCUGUUUUACACCAACAUAAGGAAUGGAUCGCAAUUGGACAAGUUGACAUGGAAGCUCUAGUGGAAAAACAUCUCUCUACGGUCCACGAUUGGGAGAAAAAUUUCAAAGCCCUGAAAAUAAAAGGGAAAGAAGUAGAACGCCUUCCGAGUGCGGUCAAGGUAGAUUGUUUAAAUAUUAAUUGUAACCCCGUGAAGACUGUGAUUGAUGAUCUCAUCCAGAAGUUAUUUGAUACGCUUGUUCUUUCCUUGAAGAAGUGCAUCCAGGCUCACUUACAUGAAAUUGAUGCAUUUGUAACCGAGGCUAUGGACGUCUUAACAGUUAUGCCCCAGUCUGUGGAAGAGAUUGGCGAUGCAAAUUUGCAAUAUAGUAGGCUCCAACAGCGGAAACCAGAGAUUUUGCCCUUAUUCCAAGAAGCUGAAGAUAAAAACAGACUUUUACGAACUGUGGCAGGUGGAGGUUUGGAAACAAUUAGCAAUCUGAAGGCUAAGUGGGAUAAAUUUGAGUUGAUGAUGGAAAGUCACCAACUUAUGAUUAAAGAUCAGAUCGAAGUGAUGAAAGGGAACGUUCAGUCGCGUCUUCAGAUCUAUUACCAAGAAUUGGAAAAAUUUAAAGCUCGUUGGGACCAACUAAAGCCUGGUGACGAUAUUAUUGAAACUGGCCCACAAAGUACUCUUGAUAAAAGCGCCAAGUCAAUAAAAGAGAAAAAGAUUGAAUUUGAUGAUCUUGAAGUCAUAAGGAAAAAGCUGGUUGAUGAUUGCCAUCAUUUUGGCCUAGAAGAGCCCAGCUUGUCUUUAGCAGAUAGCAUCUCCAAGGACAUUGAGAGCUGUGCACAAAUUUGGGCCCUUUAUGAAGAGUUUCAGCAGAGGCUUGAGGAAAUGGCCAAUGAAGAUUGGAUUACUUUUCGGACUAAGACAUAUCUGUUUGAAGAAUUUUUGAUGAAUUGGCAUGACAGAUUAAGAAAAGUUGAAGAACAUUCGGUUAUGACGGUGAAAUUACAAUCAGAAGUUGACAAAUACAAAACCGUAAUUCCUAUCUUGAAAUACGUGAGAGGGGAGUGUCUUUCUCCAGAUCACUGGCUUGACCUUUUUCGUCUGCUUGGCCUUCCUCGGGGGACUAGCCUGGAGAAAUUAAUGUUUGGUGACCUGCUCAGAGUAGCUGAUACAAUUGUUGCCAAAGCUUCAGAGCUUAAAGAUUUAAACAGUCGGGCACAAGGUGAAGUUACGAUCAGAGAAGCUUUACGUGAACUUGAUCUUUGGGGAGUUGGAGCGGUAUUUACAUUGAUUGAUUAUGAAGACAGCCAGAGUCGAACUAUCAAGCUGAUUAAAGACUGGAAAGACAUCGUAAAUCAAGUUGGAGAUAAUAGAUGUCUUCUUCAGUCCUUAAAGGAUUCUCCUUAUUAUAAGGGAUUUGAAGAUAAAGUGUCCAUUUGGGAAAGAAAACUUGCAGAAUUAGAUGAAUACCUGCAGAAUUUAAACCAUAUUCAGAGGAAGUGGGUGUAUUUGGAGCCCAUAUUUGGCCGUGGAGCAUUGCCGAAAGAGCAGACACGCUUCAGCAGGGUUGAUGAAGAUUUUCGAUCGAUAAUGAGUGACAUCAAGAAAGACAAUAGAGUCACAACAUUAACGACUCACGCAGGAAUCAGAAAUUCGCUGCUAACCAUACUCGAUCAACUUCAAAGAUGUCAGAAAUCAUUGAAUGAAUUUUUAGAGGAAAAACGCUCAACGUUUCCAAGGUUUUAUUUCAUCGGUGACGAUGACCUGUUGGAGAUCCUGGGCCAGUCUACUAGCCCGUCAGUGAUUCAGUCUCACCUCAGAAAGCUGUUCGCCGGUAUUAACAGCGUGUGCUUUGAUGAAGAAUCAAAACAUAUAACUGCAAUGAAAUCUUUAGAGGGAGAAGUUGUACCUUUUAAAAAUAAAGUUUUAAUUUCAGAUAAUGUAGAGACCUGGUUAAAUGGUUUAGCCAUGGAAAUGAAGCAGACCUUGAAACAGUUGUUGGCGGAAUGUGUCACUGCUGCACGCAGUCCUCCAGGUGCCGUGGACCCGUCCUUGUUCCCCUCACAGAUACUGUGUUUGGCAGAGCAGAUUAAGUUCACUGAAGAUGUGGAAAAUGCUAUCCAAGACCAUAGUCUUCAUCAGAUCGAAACCCAGCUGGUGACUAAGUUAGAGCACUAUACUAGCAUCGAUACGAGUUCGGAGGAUCCAGGGGGCACUGAGUCUGGCCUUCUGGAGCUUAAACUUAAAGCACUGAUUCUUGAUAUCAUUCAUAACAUUGAUGUGGUAAAGCAUUUAAACCAAGUUCAGGUUCAUACAACUGAAGACUGGGCCUGGAAAAAACAAGUCAGAUUUUAUAUGAAAAGUGAUCAUACUUGUUAUAUUCAAAUGGUGGAUUGUGAACUUCAGUACACUUAUGAGUACCAGGGCAAUGCUCCCAAGCUGGUCUACACGCCGCUGACGGACAAGUGCUACCUGACGCUGACGCAGGCCAUGAAGAUGGGCCUGGGCGGGAACCCGUACGGGCCGGCAGGCACGGGGAAGACCGAGUCGGUGAAGGCCCUGGGCGGACUUCUCGGGAGACAAGUUUUAGUUUUUAAUUGUGAUGAGGGCAUCGAUGUGAAGUCAAUGGGACGGAUUUUUGUUGGUUUGGUGAAGUGUGGGGCCUGGGGUUGUUUUGAUGAGUUCAAUAGACUGGAGGAGUCUGUGCUGUCGGCAGUGUCCAUGCAAAUCCAGACCAUCCAGGAUGCCCUGAAGAACCACAGAACCGUGUGCGAGCUGCUUGGCAAGGAGGUGGAAAUCAAUUCAAAUUCUGGGAUUUUUAUCACCAUGAAUCCUGCUGGAAAAGGUUACGGAGGAAGACAGAAGCUGCCUGAUAAUCUUAAACAGCUUUUCAGGCCGGUUGCCAUGUCCUGCCCAGACAACGAGCUUAUCGCUGAGGUCAUUCUCUAUUCGGAGGGCUUCAAAGAGGCCAAAGUCCUGGGCAGAAAACUGGUAGCUAUCUUCAACCUAUCCAGGGAACUUUUGACGCCUCAGCAGCAUUACGACUGGGGUCUGAGAGCCUUGAAGACGGUUCUUCGAGGAAGCGGAGGCCUUCUUAGACAGCUGCAGAGAGCUGGCGGGAAACACAAAGUUGAUGAAAGUCAUAUUGUGGUACAAGCAUUGAGGCUUAAUACAAUGUCAAAGUUUACAUUUGCCGAUUGCGCACGGUUUGAUGCACUGAUUAAAGAUGUAUUUCCUGGGAUCGACUUUAAAGAAGUAGAAUAUGAUGAGCUCAGGUCUGCGUUACAGCAUGUCUUCGAGGAAGCCAAUUAUGAAAUCAUACCAAAUCAGAUCAAGAAGGCUUUAGAAUUGUAUGAGCAGUUACGCCAGAGGAUGGGAGUGGUCAUUGUUGGUCCAAGUGGUGCUGGAAAGUCAACCCUCUGGAGGAUGUUAAGGGCAGCACUUUGUAGAAUUGGCAGAGUGGUGAAACAGUACACCAUGAACCCCAAAGCCAUGCCUAGACAUCAGCUGUUAGGCCACAUUGACAUGGACACACGGGAAUGGUCGGACGGCGUUUUGACAAACAGCGCUCGCCAAGUCGUUCGGGAACCUCAAGAUGUCAGCUCAUGGAUAAUAUGUGACGGCGAUAUUGACCCUGAAUGGAUAGAAUCUCUGAAUUCUGUUCUGGAUGACAAUCGACUACUCACUAUGCCCAGUGGAGAAAGGAUUCAGUUCGGCCCAAAUGUUAACUUUGUCUUCGAAACUCAUGAUUUAAGUUGUGCCUCGCCAGCCACAAUAUCUAGAAUGGGCAUGAUCUUUCUUAGCGAUGAAGAGACAGACGUUAAUUCUCUGAUAAAAUCUUGGUUGAAGAAUCAGCCUCCUAGUUAUAGGAAUAAUCUUGAGAGCUGGAUUGGAGAUUACUUUGAAAAGGCUUUACAGUGGGUUCUGAAGCAGAAUGACUAUGUGGUUGAAACCAGUUUGGUUGGGACUGUGAUGAAUGGUUUGUCACAUCUUCGUGGAUGCAAAAAUCAUGAGCAGUUUGUUAUUAGUCUCAUACGGGGGCUUGGUGGAAACCUGAACAUGAAAUCCCGCCUGGAGUUCACCAAAGAGGUUUUUACUUGGGCACGAGAGUCUCCUCCAGACCCUCACAAACCAAUGGAUACCUACUAUGACUCAGGUCGGGGGCGACUAGCGUCUUAUGUGCUGAAGAAGCCGGAAAACUUGACCGCCGAUGAUUUCAGCAACAGCCAAACUCUCCCCGUCAUUCAGAUUCCUGACAUGCAGCGAGGCCUGGAUUAUUUCAAACCCUGGUUAAGUUCUGAUACUAAACAGCCAUUUAUUCUUGUAGGACCAGAAGGAUGUGGCAAAGGGAUGCUGCUGAGACAUGCCUUUUCCCAGCUCCGGUCCACUCAGAUCAGCACGGUUCACUGUAGCGCGCAGACCACGCCUCGACACCUCCUGCAGAAGCUGAGCCAGACUUGCCUGGUGAUCAGUACCAACACUGGUCGAGUGUACAGACCGAAAGACUGCGAAAGACUUGUUUUGUACUUGAAAGAUCUCAACCUGCCCAAGCUGGAUAAGUGGGGGACCAGUACUUUGGUUGCUUUCCUACAACAGGUAUUGACAUAUCAAGGAUUUUAUGAUGAAAAUUUGGAAUGGGUUGGUUUAGAAAAUAUUCACAUUGUGGCUUCCAUGUCAGCUGGAGGAAGACUGGGAAGACAUAAGCUUACCACCCGAUUUACUUCUAUUGUCCGUCUCUGUGCUGUGGAUUACCCAGAAAGAGAGCAAUUACAGACAAUCUAUGGAGCAUAUUUGGAACCAGUUCUAUAUAAAAAUCUGAAGAAUCAUCCUAUUUGGGGUUCUUCAUCAAAAAUCUAUCUCUUAGCAGGGUCUAUGGUACAAGUGUAUGAACAGGUACGGGCCAGAUUUACAGUUGAUGAUUAUAGUCACUAUUUGUUUACUCCGUGCAUCCUUACCCAGUGGGUUCUUGGCUUAUUCAGAUACGAUUUAGAAGGAGGGUCCUCAAACCAUCCACUAGAUUAUGUGUUAGAAAUCGUAGCGUAUGAAGCACGGCGCUUAUUUCGUGACAAAAUUGUUGGUGCAAAGGAACUUCAUUUAUUUGACAGCAUUUUAACAUCAGUGUUUCAAGGAGAUUGGGGCUCAGAUAUAUUAGAUAAUAUGGCAGACAGUUUCUAUGUUACGUGGGGAGCCCGACACAGUUCAGGAGCAAGGCCAGCCCCUGGGCAGCCCCUGCCUCCACACGGAAAACCGCUUGGGAAACUGAGCUCUGCAGAUCUCAAGGAUGUUAUUACGAAGGGCCUUAUUCAUUAUGGACGAGAUAACCAGAUGUUAGAUAUGUUACUUUUCCAAGAAGUCCUGGAGUAUGUGUCCAGGACAGACAGAGUGCUGAGCUGCCCCGGGGGCUCCCUGCUGCUGGCGGGACGCAGCGGGGUAGGCCGCCGCACCGUCACGUCCUUAGUGAGCCACAUGCACGGGGCCAUGCUGUUUUCUCCGAAGAUCUCCAGAGGGUAUGAACUGAAGCAGUUCAAAAAUGAUAUCAAACAUGUGCUGUAUCUUGCCGGUGUGGAAGCUCAGCAGGUGGUUUUACUUCUUGAGGACUACCAGUUAGUCCAUCCCACCUUUCUGGAGAUGAUCAACAGCCUCUUGUCUUCAGGUGAAGUUCCUGGACUUUAUACCCUUGAAGAAUUAGAGCCUUUGCUGUUGCCUCUGAAAGAUCAGGCUUCACAGGAUGGUUUUUUUGGACCAGUCUUCAAUUACUUCACAUACAGAAUUCAGCAAAACUUGCAUAUUGUCUUGAUAAUGGAUUGUACGAAUUUAAACUUCAUAAUAAACUGUGAGAGUAACCCAGCCUUGCAUAAAAAAUGCCAGGUGUUGUGGAUGGAGGGCUGGUCAGACAGCAGUAUGAGGAAAAUACCUGAAAUGUUAUUCAGUGAAACAGAUGGUGAAGAAAAAUAUAGUGACAAAAAAAGGAAAGAGGAAAAGAAAAAACACUCAGUUGAUCCCGAUUUUCUAAAAUCAUUUUUAUUAAUCCAUGAAUCUUGUAAAGCAUAUGGUGCUACACCAAGCCGAUACAUGACCUUCUUACGUGUGUAUUCUGCCAUUAGUAGCAGCAAGCAAAAGGAAUUAUUAAAAAGACAAAGUCAUUUGCAGGCUGGUGUGUCUAAACUGAAUGAAGCUAAAGCUCUUGUGGAUGAGCUGAACAGAAAAGCUGGCGAGCAAAGUGUGUUAUUAAAGACGAAGCAAGACGAAGCAGACGCCGCCCUUCAGGAGAUCACGGUGUCGAUGCAGGAUGCUAGUGAGCAAAAGACAGAACUUGAAAGACUGAAGCACAAGAUAGCAGAAGAAGUUGUUAAAAUUGAAGAAAGAAAAAACAAAAUUGACGAUGAGUUAAAAGAAGUACAGCCUCUAGUCAAUGAAGCUAAACUAGCAGUUGGAAACAUCAAGCCAGAAUCUCUUUCAGAAAUUCGCUCACUGCGCAUGCCACCUGACAUCAUCAGAGACAUUCUUGAGGGUGUUUUAAGGCUGAUGGGGAUCUUUGAUACAUCUUGGGUGAGCAUGAAAAGUUUCCUUGCGAAAAGAGGUGUGAGAGACGACAUAGCAACCUUUGACGCACGAAAUAUUCCAAAGGAGAUAAGACACAGUGUUGAAGAACUUCUUUAUAAAAAUAAAGGAUCUUUUGAUUCAAAGAACGCGAAGCGAGCCAGUACUGCGGCGGCUCCUUUGGCCGCGUGGGUUAAAGCGAACAUCCAGUAUUCCCACGUCUUGGAACGGAUCCAGCCUUUGGAAACUGAACAGGCAGCAUUAGAAUCAAAUUUGAAGAAAACUGAAGACCGAAAAAGGAAGCUAGAGGAACUUCUAAAUUCUGUCGGCCAGAAAGUAUCAGAGCUCAAAGAGAAAUUUCAGAGCAGGACUUCAGAAGCCGCCAAGCUGGAAGCUGAAGUGAGCAGAGCGCAGGAAACAAUUAAAGCCGCAGAAGUGCUAAUUAAUCAGCUUGACCGAGAGCACAAAAGAUGGAACGCACAGGUUGCAGAGAUAACAGAGGAAUUAGCUACUCUUCCUAAGAGGGCUCAGCUGGCUGCCGCCUUCAUUACCUAUCUUUCUGCUGCUCCUGAGGGUCUGAGAAAAACCUGCUUGGAAGAAUGGACCAAGUCAGCUUGUCUUGAAAAAUUUGAUCUAAGGAGAUUUCUUUGUACUGAAAGUGAGCAGUUAAUUUGGAAAAGUGAAGGCCUACCAUCAGAUGACCUUUCCAUAGAAAACGCUCUUGUUAUCUUACAGAUCAUUGGUUUGAAAUCAUGGAGUCGAGUAUGCCCAUUCCUUAUAGACCCUUCUUCUCGAGCUACAGAGUGGUUGAAGACACAUUUGAAAGACUCAAGAUUGGAAGUUAUUAACCAGCAGGAUAGUAACUUUAUCACAGCUCUCGAGCUGGCAGUGCGGUUUGGGAAAACCCUUAUUAUACAGGAGAUGGACGGUGUAGAAGCUGUUCUCUAUCCGUUAUUGAGACGAGAUCUGGUCGCUCAAGGGCCACGUUACGUGGUACAAAUAGGUGACAAAAUUAUCGACUACAAUGAAGAAUUCCGCCUUUUCUUGUCAACAAGAAACCCCAACCCCUUCAUCCCGCCGGACGCAGCCGCCAUCGUUACGGAGGUUAACUUCACCACCACGAGAAGUGGAUUGCGAGGCCAGUGUGUGACGAUUCUCCUUUCUCCCCAUCUGGCCAACAUCUGUCUUAUUAAUUGUAGCCAUCCUAGUGGACCUGAAAUGCUUUUGGCUUUAACUAUUCAGCAUGAGAAACCUGACCUAGAGGAACAGAAAACAAAACUGUUACAACAGGAAGAAGAUAAGAAAAUACAGUUAGCCAAGCUUGAGGAAUCUCUUUUAGAGACACUUGCCACAUCUCAAGGCAAUAUUUUGGAAAAUAAAGAUUUAAUUGAAUCUCUGAAUCAGACGAAAGCAAGCAGUGCACUUACUCAAGAGUCACUUAAAGAAUCUUACAGACUCCAGAUUUCUCUUGACCAAGAGCGGGAUGCGUACCUUCCCCUGGCUGAGAGCGCCAGCAAGAUGUUCUUCAUCAUCUCCGACUUGGCCAAAAUUAACAACAUGUACCGUUUCAGUUUGGCUGCAUUUCUCCGACUAUUCCAGCGGGCUCUGCACAACAAACAGUUUUCAAAUUGUAAUCUACAGGAUUCCGAAAGUACAGAACGGAGAAUCCAGUCUCUUAUCAGCUCAUUAAAACAUAUGGUCUAUGAAUAUAUAUGCCGUUGUCUGUUUAAGGCUGACCAGUUGAUGUUCGCGCUGCACUUCGUUCGGGGCAUGCAUCCGGAACUUUUUCAAGAAAAUGAAUGGGAUACGUUUACAGGUGUGGUUGUUGGAGACAUGUUGCGAAAAGCUGACUCUCAGCAGCGAAUCCGCGAGCAGCUCCCGUCGUGGAUAGACCAGGAGAGGAGCUGGGCCGUAGCAACACUAAAGAUUGCUCUCCCUAGUCUUUAUCAGACCCUCUGCUUUGACGAUGAAGCGCUGUGGCGUACUUACUAUCACACUUCAAUGUGUGAGCAAGAGUUUCCGUCUAUUCUUGCAAAGAAAGUUUCCUUAUUUCAGCAGGUUCUCGUGGUGCAGGCGCUCAGACCAGACAGACUGCAAAGUGCCAUGGGCAUGUUUGCCUGCAAAGCUCUGGGACUGAAAGAGCUGUCCCCGCUCCCUCUAAACCUCAAACGCCUCUACAAAGAGACACUGGAGAUUGAGCCCGUCUUGAUAAUCAUCUCCCCGGGUGCAGAUCCUUCCCAGGAGCUACAGGAGCUGGCUAAUGCUGAGCGCGGAGGAGAGUGCUACCACCAGGUUGCUAUGGGUCAGGGUCAAGCCGAUUUAGCGAUUCAGAUGCUGAAGGAAUGUGCCCGCAGUGGGGACUGGCUGUGUUUGAAGAACCUACAUCUUGUGGUGUCUUGGCUGCCAGUUCUGGAAAAGGAAUUAAAUACUCUUCAACCUAAAGAUACCUUUCGUCUGUGGCUGACUGCAGAAGUUCAUCCCCACUUUACUCCUAUUUUAUUACAGUCAAGUUUAAAGAUCACAUACGAGUCACCUCCAGGUUUGAAGAAGAAUUUAAUGCGCACUUACGAAUCUUGGACUGCUGAGCAAAUCAGCAAAAAAGACAGCAUCCAUCGAGCUCACGCUCUCUUUAGUUUUGCGUGGUUUCAUGCUGCAUGUCAGGAAAGACGAAAUUACAUUCCACAGGGUUGGACCAAGUUUUAUGAGUUUUCUUUAUCAGAUCUUCGGGCUGGAUACAGCAUUAUUGACAGGCUCUUUGAUGGUACCAAAGAUGUUCAGUGGGAAUUUUUACACGGUUUACUUGAAAAUGCUAUUUAUGGCGGACGCAUAGAUAACUAUUUUGACCUUAGAGUUCUUCAGUCAUACCUGAAACAGUUUUUUAAUUCUUCAAUAAUUGAUGUUUCAAACCAAAGGAACAAGAAAAGUGUUUUUCCAUAUUCCAUAUCUCUCCCCAAAUCCUGCAGCAUUCUGGACUACCGUGCUCUCAUCGAAAAGCUUCCGGAGGACGACAAGCCUAGUUUCUUCGGUCUUCCUGCCAACAUUGCUCGCUCGGCCCAGCGCAUGAUCAGUUCUCAGGUUAUUUCACAGUUGAGGAUCUUGGGCAGAUCGGUAACAGCUGGUUGCAAAUUUGAUAGAGAACUCUGGUCUAACGAACUGUCCCCUGUCCUCAAUCUCUGGAAGAAACUAAACCAGAACUCCAACCUGAUUCAUCAGAAGGUGUGUCCUCCUAACGAUCGACAAGCGUCUCCAGUACUGUCCUUCAUCGUCCUGGAACAGUUCAAUGCCAUUCGCUUAGUGCAGACCGUCCACCAGUCUCUUGCUGCUCUCAGCAAAGUCAUCAGAGGGACCACCUUACUGAGUUCAGAAGUACAGAAACUGGCCAGCGCUUUACUAAACCAAAAGUGUCCUGUGGCAUGGCAGAGCAGGUGGGAAGGCCCAGAAGACCCCUUACAGUACCUGAGAGGCCUCGUGGCUCGUGCCCUUGCGAUACAGAGCUGGGUAGAGAGAGCCGAGAAACAGGCUCUUCUCUCUGAUACACUUGACCUGUCAGAACUGUUCCACCCAGACACGUUUCUCAACGCUCUUCGCCAGGAAACUGCACGGGCGAUGGGCUGUUCUGUAGAUAGCCUGAAAUUUGUAGCUUCGUGGAAAGGCCGACUGCAAGAAGCAAAGCUGCAGAUUAAGAUGGGCGGCUUGCUGCUGGAAGGCUGCAGCUUUGACGGGAGCCGGCUCGCUGAGAACCAGCACGACUCUCCCAGCGUGUCGCCCGUCCUCCCUUGCUGUGUGGGCUGGAUCCCCCAGGGUGCAUACGGUCCCUAUUCCCCUGAUGAGUGCAUAUCUUUGCCUGUUUACACGAGUGCUGAGAGGGAUCGUGUGGUGACCAACAUUGACGUUCCGUGUGGGGGCAGCCCGGACCGGUGGAUUCAGUGUGGAGCUGCUUUGUUUCUAAAAAAUCAGUAGAGUCAAACGACAGUAAAAGCUGUAUUAGCAAAAAAAGAAACAUUUGCUACUUUAAACUUUGAAUAAAUAUGUGGCCAGUCUGCAUUUAAAAUGUUCAAAAAAUUAUCACAUAGCUAAGUACCUUAUGUUACUGAUCUCCUUGGGUUGUGUAGUGGGUCAUGACAGACCACGCAACUUUCAAGCAGUAGUUUAAUGGAGUUAAUGUUAAAUGGAGUAUUCCCUUCAUAACAUUAAAUAUGUUUGUGAAGCAGUUCAGGUUUCCAGGGGCUCAAAAAUUUAUGUACAUAAGAGGUUGAAAAUGGUGUAGUUAAGGAAUCAGUAAUUAAUUCUUUGGCUGUUUUUUGUAUCCUAAUUUGUGUUAAUAAAAUAGAAGACCAGUUUUUCAUUUAAACACUUAAAAAUACAUCCUAUUGUAGUUAAAAUACACAGCAUCUCGGAGUAAUCCAGAAGAAAUGGGGCACGACGGCACAGAGGGCAGGAGGAAAAUUUUAUAAAUGGACUAAACAAUGAGAAGUUACAAUUUCUCACGUAUGUGGCCGUUUACCAGCUGUUUCUAUGAAACAGGAAAAUUCUACAAUGUCUGGAAGCUUAAAUAAAUAUAUUUUAUGGUGUAAUCUUUGAGUUUCUGAGUGAUUUGAAUUGAAUUCAGAAAUGUUAACUACUUUUAAUUCUAUCACCAUGUGUAUGGUCAGAUCAGGAGAACAGCCCCAGGAUGUCAACAGUGAGCUCACUCUAAAGGACGAAGGGAGACGAGGACUGUGAAGGUGGAAGCGCCACGGCUGUGGCUGGGCUGCAGGGAGCCACCGGGCAGAGCCAAGCCCACGCAGCGGCGGGGCCUCCCAGAGCCUGGCUCCCACCUGCUGGAGGAGGUCUGCCCGCCUGGUGGGGGGGGUGUCAUCCAGGGGUUCCGGUUUCCUGUGACUGCUGCAGCAGGGACCCUUUGGGCGAGCCCCCCUGGCGCCCCUAGAAGCACCCUCUCUAACAGAGAAGCAGGACGAGCCUUCCCACUCCUCCAUGGCGUUGGAGAUCCCAGCCAGCACAACACAGAGGUGAAGGGGCAAAGGCACCCGGAGGAAAGUGCGUUUGGCGAGAAGACGGUGGGCCGCAAGCACCUCCUGCCACCAGCCCUGCAAACACAUGCACACAGAAAUCAGUUUCAAGAGCAGAAACUGAACCUGCCUUAACGUGUUUCCAACCAAAUGUCGUUCAGAGGUUUGAUUUUUCUGAGGCUUUCUACUGUCCUUCCAGAAACAGGUGUGGGGAUGGAAAUGAGAAAAUGCAACAGACAGACCCCUGCAGUCACCCCCGAUGGCUUCUCCCAUUUGACCUGCAUGAGCCUCAUUCAGUGUGGUCGGCAUGACGUGUGGGCUCUGUGUUUCCCAUCCUCCUCCUCGGGAAAGUGUGCCCACAGACGAGUCCUGGGAGGAAGGCUGCGCGAGGCCCUGGGGACACGGCCCUGGGGACGCAGAGCCACAGUCCGAAGCACCUGAAACCCAGAAGAUCAGCCCUUGGGCUCCUCGUCAUGUCGGCAUCGGGGAGCAGGAAGUGCACGGCCCAUGCCCUGGUUUCUGCCACUUGCUUACGUCCGAACUCAAAACACGUUUAUUCAGUCAAUGGUUAUAGCUGCUUCCAGACACCUUAACCGUCAGAUCUGUCUCCGGAUUGUUUUAGAUCGUGCCCCCAAAUCAAAACCAUCCUCAGAGACUGUUGUCCAUCGCUAGAGACAGCUGAACACUCUCCAGAAUUCCCAAGGACAUCACAGAGAUUCCUUCCAAAACAUCUGAGUCACUUAGGGCAGCAUCAUUGUCCCCGUGUGAUUGCUGUGAAAACACAACUCCUUUCCCUGUAGCCCUCAAAUAAAAAAACUUUGGAAAUUAAAAGGA
Leopardus geoffroyi (Geoffroy's cat) is the source of this 16749-nucleotide messenger RNA. RefSeq names its product dynein cytoplasmic 2 heavy chain 1 (gene DYNC2H1). Gene Ontology annotation, molecular function: minus-end-directed microtubule motor activity; ATP binding; dynein light intermediate chain binding. The record is from RefSeq and is a predicted model, not a curated record. The transcript is spliced from 91 exons. Gene Ontology annotation, biological process: microtubule-based movement. NCBI's taxonomy places the organism in Eukaryota, Metazoa, Chordata, Mammalia, Carnivora, Felidae. Bases 1430 to 14866 code for a protein of 4478 amino acids. Gene Ontology annotation, cellular component: dynein complex.